Molecule: messenger RNA, 3386 nt
Organism: Camellia sinensis
Lineage: Eukaryota; Viridiplantae; Streptophyta; Magnoliopsida; Ericales; Theaceae
Product: Tetratricopeptide repeat (TPR)-like superfamily protein
Molecular function (GO): protein binding
Source: RefSeq, a predicted model, not a curated record
CCAAAGGCAAAGGCAACAGUGUCUCCUUAAAAACAUCCCAAAUAAAGGCCAACCAUCCUAGAUUGAUCCCCCGCCUUCUCUCUCUCUCUCUCUCUCUCCCACCCAUUGGUGUACAAAAAUUCAACCUCAGUUCCUCCCAUCUCAUUCAACUCUCUCUCUCUGUCUCUCUCUCUCUCCAAUGGAAGGGACACUCUUCCCAAACAGGCCAUGCUUCCCAAUCCAACCAACAAAGCCAACACAAUCAAAUCCACGUUUGAAAUUCAACCCAAAAACUCUGACUCUCCCUCCUCAACCUCCAGCCCCUCCAUCAUUUCCUCUGGAUUCUCUCCUUCAACAUCUUCUCUACCUCUCUUCACACCCACCCAACUCUACCCACAACCCCAAACUCAUCAAAUCACUCCAAACCAGCAACACCCAUUUCACUACUCUUGAUGUCUCUUCAGAUUCCCAAGAUAAACAACCAUACCACCAUCUCAACAACUCCAAUUUCAUUUCAUUGCCAGUACUUGAAAACAACAAACAAGGGGUUGUUCAAUCAGCUGAUGAUGGUGCACUUAAUUUUCUGCCCCUGAGGUGUAAGUUCAUGCUCAAUUCUAUCCUACAACUGCCUGUAUCUAGUUUGAAUGCUUUCUUUGAUUCUGCUAAGUUUGAGUUAUUUGAAAUUGAUUUGGUCAGUCUCUUGAAAGGUUUAGACCUUUCUGGCAAUUGGGAAAUGGCUGUCUUGUUGUUUGAAUGGGUUUUGUUGAACUUUAAUUCCCUGAACAUCAAAUUGGACAACCAGGUUAUUGAAUUAAUGGUUAGGAUUCUCGGGAGAGAGUCUCAGCAUUCGAUUGCAUCGCAACUGUUCGAUGAAAUUCCCAUUAAGGACUAUUUGCUUGAUGUCCGAGCAUAUACUACUAUUCUUCAUGCUUAUUCUCGUACUGGGAAGUUUGGGAGGGCAAUUUCUUUAUUUGAACAUAUGAAUGAGAAAGGGCUUGCACCAACUUUGGUUACUUACAAUGUCAUGCUGGAUGUUUAUGGGAAGAUGGGUCGGUCUUGGAAUAAAAUUUUAAGCCUUUUGGAUGAGAUGAGAAUCAGAGGACUUGAGUUUGAUGAGUUUACUUGCAGCACUGUGAUAUCUGCUUGUGGGAGAGAAGGGUUGUUGAAGGAAGCAAAAAGCUUUUUUGCUGAUUUGAAGUCUCAGGGUUAUGUACCAGGAACAGUCAGUUAUAAUUCUCUGCUCCAAGUAUUUGGGAAGGCGGGGAAUUAUUCAGAAGCUUUAAGUGUUUUGAAAGAAAUGGAGGAAAAUAACUGCCCACCUGAUUCGGUGACUUACAAUGAGCUUGUCGCAGCAUACUUGAGAGCAGGAUUUCACGAGGAAGGAGCUACACUCAUUGACACAAUGACCCGUAAGGGUAUAAUGCCCAAUGCUGUUACAUAUACAACUGUAAUAGAUGCCUAUGGAAAAGCUGGGAAGGCGGACAAGGCUUUGAGUCUGUUCAACCGGAUGAAGGAAUUGGGUUGUGUUCCUAAUGUGUGUACUUACAAUGCCAUCCUUGGAAUGCUAGGGAAGAAGAAAUCACGAUCAGAAGAGAUGAUGGGGAUUCUAUGUGAUAUGAAGUCAAAUGGAUGUGCCCCUAAUCGUAUUACAUGGAAUACUAUACUUGCCAUGUGUGGUAAUAGAGGGAUGCACAAAUAUGUGAACCGGGUUUUUCGUGAGAUGAAGAGCUGUGGUUUUGAGCCUGAUAGAGACACAUUUAAUACAUUGAUAAGUGCAUAUGGCAGGUGCGGGACGGGAAUUGAUGCUGCAAAAAUGUAUGAUGAGAUGAUUAAAGCAGGGUUUACUCCAUGUGUUACAACUUACAAUGCGCUUCUAAAUGCACUGUCUAGGCGAGGUGACUGGAAAGCGGCUGAAUCGGUUAUUCUAGACAUGAGAAACAAGGGGUUUAAACCCAGUGAGACCUCAUACUCAUUGAUGCUCCAUUGUUAUGCAAAGGGAGGACACGUGAGGGGGAUAGAAAGAAUUGCACAUGCUAUUUAUACUGGUCAUAUCUUUCCUAGUUGGAUGCUUUUGAGAACCCUAGUUCUUUCAAAUUUCAAGUGCAGGUCACUGAUGGGUAUGGAGAGAGCAUUUCUGGAACUGCAAAAGAAUGGAUACAAACCUGAUUUGGUUUUAUUCAAUUCCAUGCUUUCAAUUUUUGCAAGGAACAAGAUGUUUGAUCGUGCCCAUGAGAUGAUGCAGUUGAUUCAGGAGAGCGGGUUGAAGCCGGAUAUUGUGACCUAUAAUAGCUUGAUAGACAUGUAUGCCACAGCCGGGGAUUGUUGGAAAGCAGAAGAAAUCCUCAAAGGAAUACAAAAAUCCGGUGGAAAACCAGACCUUGUGUCUUACAACACCGUCAUCAAAGGGUUUUGCAGGCAAGGACUCAUGCAGGAGGCUAUAAGAACUCUCUCGGAGAUGACAACUAGGGGGAUCAGACCAUGCAUUGUCACCUUCAAUACAUUUGUGGCAGGCUAUGCAGGGCAGGGAUUUUUCACUGAAGUAAGUGACGUGAUCAGUUACAUGAUUCAGCACAAUUGUAGACCCAAUGAGCUAACCUACAAGACAGUUGUGGAUGGUUAUUGUAAAGCAAUGAAGUACAAAGAAGCCAUGGACUUCGUGUCAAAAAUUAGGGAAACAGAUAAAUCCUUUGAUGAACUAUCUUUGCAGAGACUUGCAUCUUGUGUUACGGAGCAUAUGGAGUCAUGAAUUGAUGGAGCAACCCUUUUGGAUUGAUGUUGUUUAUUACUCAGCAUCUAAAGUGCAGAUUGAUCAUGACAGAAUUUUAAUCUGCUUCCAGCAUCAGGAUUAGUUUGUGAUAUAUUUUCCAGUAAGUCUCCGUGCUAGUUUUGUGUAAAUUUUUAUGGACUAAUAGAUCAGAUCUGUCUUGGGUGAUCUUUCUAUCAGUGGUUAAGAUCAAUGGGGCCUUAAAUCUGAAGAAGUGAUGACAAGAGAACAGGAAUGAGAUAUUUUUCUCACUCUGACAUUGCCUUUUGAUACUUUAUAAUUGAUGGUUAGCAGGGCUUGCCUCUCGCUACGGGUUAGUCAUCAUAAGUUUUUCCAAACCAGGUGCAUGCAUUGAUUGUAUGUAACAAUUGGAGAUUACCUCAGCUUAUUACCAUUGUCUAUAACUACUGGAGUUUACUGGGUUUGUGUUUUUGUAGCAGUAUCCAAGGCAUUUUCCAUUUGAAAUUUUUGUUAAUUCCUACAUUUGACUCGUCGGAACAGAGUAUUUAGGGAGUUCAAUCAUGUAUAAUGUUUUCUGAAACUCUUGCAAAAGAAUACUGUUUAGGAUUUCCAUACUUAGUUGUUCUACAAUUAUUCUUUCAAAUUUUGGUCUACAUAAAAGCCUGAGUGGGUAGAUUUAACA